CAAGAUAGAAACUUUGCUAUUCUACUCGAGCAAAACGUCGAGCAACCCGAUCAUCCUCAUUAAUGUCGAACAUUUCGUCGAGCACAACAAAUUCGGCCAACAUGCUCGCGUGUGGAUCACCUGCUUAAAGGUUUAAUUGCUUUACAAAAAAAAGGAACCAUAGUGCAAACAACGGAAACAGCUUUCCGGAGCCUCGAAGAAAACAUAGGCAACGCCAAUAUACCAUGAGUCAAAUGCAAACAAACAAGUGGCAACUCUAAGUGAUAACGGUCUCACUAAGUGCCAAUGCUAGUUUUAUUGAUGUGCAAAGAUACGAUAUUUCACAAGUUUUAUACAACCUUUGCUGAUGCGCAUAGAACUUGUUUUUCAAAAUUUAUAUCAGACAGCACAAAAAUGGCAUGUCGGGAGACCACAAUUCACACCGCCAGCAUUGCUGAGGUGCACAACAUACCAAUGAGUGCCAUAAAACGGCCAAUACCCCCAAUUUUGGACGAGCAGAAAGUUGCCUCCCUCAUGGACACUAUAAAGCAAGAAACGGGCGAAGAGCAGGUGCCACCCAUAGAUAUCUUGUGGAUCGUCGGCAGCAAAGGCGGUAAUUACUAUUUUAGCUUCGGCGGCUGCCACCGCUUUGAGGCCUACAAGCGUUUGCAGCGCGAAACCAUAAAAGCUAAGAUCGUUCGUUCAACUCUGGGUGAUCUUUAUCAUUACAUGGGCUCCAGUGCACCUAAGUAUUUAGUCUGACAACAUAAACAAAUCACAUAUAUCUACAUUUGAUUGGACAAGCCAAUAGAAAUCGAUCAAUGGAACAUGAGUCGAUGCGUUGAUGCCCUUACGUACUACGUAAUAUGAAUAAAAAUUUAUUUACAUAAACUGAUUCUUGUUUUUACAAAUUCGUGUUAUAGCUACUUGUAAAUUCUAUAAUUAUAGUUUAUACUGCAACUUAAUAAAUAAAUCAUAAAGCGGUAGCUCACCA
Scaptodrosophila lebanonensis is the source of this 973-nucleotide messenger RNA. It is a transcript of the gene Srx, whose product is annotated as putative sulfiredoxin. Gene Ontology annotation, cellular component: cytoplasm. The record is from RefSeq and is a predicted model, not a curated record. The transcript has 4 exons. Bases 286 to 741 code for a protein of 151 amino acids. Gene Ontology annotation, molecular function: sulfiredoxin activity. Gene Ontology annotation, biological process: cellular response to oxidative stress. Lineage: Eukaryota; Metazoa; Arthropoda; Insecta; Diptera; Drosophilidae.